AUGAUAGUGGCGCAUAUGCGCUCAGCUUAUUUAUAUCCAGAUUUAACCAAAUUUCAUUUAUUUAUAGUAAAUAGAGGAUGUGGAAAGUGCCCCAGUAAAACAUGUGAAACAUGCAACAAAAACCGGUGUAAUGAUGGAAAGGACCUUAAAUAUUACUGUAAAAGCAAAAAGGGUGAGAAAGAAAUGAUAAAAUGUGAUAAACCUGAAUGCUACAUUAAAGCUUUGAAUGAGGCUAAAAAUGGUUAG
Molecule: messenger RNA, 246 nt
Organism: Meloidogyne enterolobii
Lineage: Eukaryota; Metazoa; Nematoda; Chromadorea; Rhabditida; Meloidogynidae
Source: the annotation of a GenBank genome assembly